Messenger RNA from Oldenlandia corymbosa var. corymbosa, 4281 nucleotides. The record is from the annotation of a GenBank genome assembly. NCBI's taxonomy places the organism in Eukaryota, Viridiplantae, Streptophyta, Magnoliopsida, Gentianales, Rubiaceae.
AAAGCCCACACCGUAAUUAAAGUCAUUCGAACCAACGGCAACCGGGUUCGUCACUGAUCGAUCACAUCGCUGAUCUGAAGAACACAACAACACAAACACAUCAUCACCGUAAACUUGCGCGUGAUAAAACCGCGGGAAUCAUCUGGAUCCGAUCUAUUCGGCGCCGGCGUUUCGAAAUGCUGGAUUUUGGUUCCCCAAACUGAAAUGCAGUCCAACUCACUGCCAUUUCCGCUGAGCCCAUUCGUACUGAUUAAUGGCGGUGAAUUAAGCGAAGGCGGCUUCGAAUUGUCUAGGUUUUUGUUUUUGGGAUCCCUUCUCUUCUCUCAGGGUGACAGUAUGGACUUGUCCAAGGUCGGAGAGAAGAUUCUUAGCUCCGUUCGCUCUGCCCGAUCCCUCGGCCUUCUCCCUUCUACCUCCGAUCGCCCUGAGGUUCCCGAACGAGCUGCAGCUGCCGCUGUUGCUGCUCGAGUUCUCGCUUCUCUUCCACCGCAUCAGAGAUAUAGUUUGGCGUCGAGUUCUGAAGAAUUGAGCUCAAUCUAUGGAAGCAGUCCUAAUAUUAAAAUUCCAGAGGAACUGGAAGAGGAAUUCUAUGGAGAGGAAUUCGACCCAGUUAGGCAUGUCUUAGAGAAUAUUCCAUCUGAAGAGACUGAUCUAGCAUAUUUUGAGGAACAGGCUGCUGUGAGAUUAGCGCAGUUAGAUAAAAUAUCUGAGCGAUUAUCACGUCACGUUAUGGAACAUCAUGAAGAAAUGGUGAAGGGAAUGAAUUUGGUGAGGGAGUUGGAGAAGGACUUGAAGGUUGCAAAUGUCAUUUGCAUGAAUGGACGAAGGCACCUUAUCUCCUCAAGGAAUGAAGUGUCAAGGGAUCUCAUUGUUACUAAAAGUUCUAAGAAGAAGCAGGCGCUUCUGGACAUGCUUCCAGUUGUGACAGAGCUUCGCCAUGCAUUAGAAAUGCAAGCAGCUCUGGAUUCUCUCGUUCAAGAAGGAAACUUUUCAAAGGCAUUUCAAGUGCUAUCAGAGUAUUUGCAACUUUUAGAAAGUUUGUCGGAGCUUUCAGCUAUACAAGAAAUGAGUCGUGGUGUUGAAGUUUGGCUCGGUAAAACUCUUCAUAAGCUAGAUUCACUUCUGUUGGGAGUUUGUCAGGACUUCAAAGAAGAUGGAUACGUUACUGUGCUUGAUGCUUAUGCAUUAAUUGGAGAUGUUUCUGGACUUGCUGAGAAAAUACAAAGCUUCUUCAUGCAGGAGGUUAUCUCCGAAACACAAUCUGUCUUGAAGACUAAAGUGAUGGAGGACAUUGAGCAUCAUAAUAUUCAAAGUUCUAGGCUUACUUACAGCGAUCUAUGCAUUCAAGUACCUGAAUCAAAGUUUAGGGAGUGUUUACUAGCAACAUUGGCUGUAUUGUUCAAGUUGAUGUGUUCUUAUCAUGCAAUAUUGAGCUUCCAGCUGGAGGAUGAGAACAUACCCAGCCCGGAGAGAAAUCAAGGUAUUAACCACAAGAUUUCAGAUGUACAUCAAAUGGAUGAAAUAUCGAACUCCUCCAAUUCCAAAAAGGGUGAUGAUGUGCUUACUGCAGUAAAUGGCGGUGUGCAAGUCUUGUCAUCUGUGCAAGAGCCAUCAUCAAAUUAUCUCACAAGUCCUGAUACCAAUGGAAGUAACCAUGUUGGGCAUGUAGAUUACUCAGAUAAUGAAAGGGAUGGUGGCAGUGCUGCAUCGAGCAGUGGGUCACCGUGGUUUCAGCUUCGUAAAGAUGCUAUAGGUUUGGUUUCACAAACAUUACGAAGAGGCCGCAAGAAUCUAUGGCAGCUUGCGACAAGCCGUGUAGCAGUUUUGCUUUCUUGUUCUGCGGUUUGUUCUGCAAGCACUCAUCAGUUCCUGAAAAAUUAUGAAGAUUUGAGUAUCUUCAUCUUGUCUGGAGAAGCCUUCUGUGGGAUUGAAGCAGUUGAGUUCAGGCAGAAAGUGAAAGCUGUUUGUGAAAAUUACUUCAGUGCUUUUCACCGGCAAAACAUACAUGCAUUGAAAAUGGUUAUGGAAAGGGAGAAUUGGUUAACUCUCCCACCAGAAACGAUACAAGUUGUAAGCUUUUCAGGUCUUCUUGGUGAUGGAGCAGCUCUUAUUGUUUCAUCGAAUAGGUCUUCUGAUGGUCAGUUGAUGCGUGUUCAUAAAUACUCAAAUGCUGUUGAAACUGGUUCAAAGAUAUCUGGGUUUGAGAAUUGGCUUAAAAGCGGAAAUCCCUUUUUGCCUGAACUGAAUGGUAGUCCAAGGGAGCAUUCUGAUGUCACUUUACAUAGUGGUUCCAUGGCAACUGGAGAUUUUGGGAGUCCUGUGGGAAAAUCUCAUCAAAGUAAAGCUUCUCCUAAAGGUGCUGGCCAACAAGACGUUAAUGGUAAUGCUUCCUUUUCAGAAGAUGAAAAUGAAGACCUUCAUGCUGAUUUUAUUGAUGAAGAUAGUCAACUACCGAGUCGCAUUUCAAAUCCCAAUCAUCGAAGAAAUCAUUCUUCCCAUUGGAAUGAUGAAGAAAAGAAUGCUCAAACAGGAUCGUCACUUUGUCUUCUAAGGUUGAUGGAUAAAUAUGCGAGACUAAUGCAGAAGUUAGAGGUAGUCAAUGUUGAGUUCUUUCAGGGAAUCCGCCAAUUGUUUGGGAUCUUUUUCCACUUCAUAUUUGAGAAUUUUUGUCACAUUCAGCAUAGUGGAAGAGGCUUUUCUGACUCUCUUUCAUACAGGUUAAGGACAGCUUUGUCCCGAAUAACACAAGACUGCGAUCCGUGGAUAAAACCCCAACAUGUACCAGUUUCCUCCUCUUCCCCUACAUCAACUAAUAGUUCUUUCAGUCUUUCAGAAGUCACCCCGACGAGUCCACCCAGCAGCUUGCCUAGCACCUCAUUUAGUCUAAAGGAAAGAUGUACCGCUGCUGACACCAUAUCUCUUGUUGCCCAUCUACUGCAUAGAUCAAGGACCCAUCUUCAGUCCAUGCUUCUGCAUAAUAAUGUGGCAAUAGUUGAAGAUUUCUAUGAGCAUUUGGUGGGUGCCAUACCAGAUCUGACUCAGCAUAUUCACAGAACCACUGCAAGACUGCUUCUUCACAUAAAUGGGUAUGUUGAUAGAAUUGCCGGAGCAAAGUGGGAAGUAAAGGAACUUGGAAUGGAGCAUAAUGGAUACGUGGACUUACUGUUGGGGGAGUUCAAGCACUACAAGACACGACUUGCCCAUGGCGGCAUCAGAAAGGAGGUUCAAGACCUCCUCUUGGAGUAUGGAGUUGAAGUUGUUGCUGAAACUCUUGUUGAAGGUCUAUCUAGGGUGAAGAGGUGUACUGAUGAAGGGCGAGCCCUUAUGCAACUAGAUCUUCAGGUUUUAAUAAAUGGCUUGAAGCAUUUCAUCUCAGUUGACGUAAAACCAAAACUGCAAAUAGUCGAAGCUUUCAUCAAGGCAUACUAUCUUCCAGAAACUGAAUACGUUCACUGGGCACGAGCUCAUCCUGAGUAUAGCAAAAGCCAAGUUGUGGGUCUAAUCAAUAUGGUAGCAACAAUGAAGAGUUGGAAAAGGAAGACAAGAUUGGAAGUGUUGGAAAAGAUUGAAUGAGAACGAGGUGUUUCUGUAGCUUCACCCGAAUGGCAUGAGAUGAAGAGUUUGCUAUAUAUUUUAUUCAUAUUCAAAUUUUCCCUGUACAAUCCCUGUAAAUUGGAUGUGUUUAAUUCUUGCCUUUUUUAGACGGGUGAUGAUCUUAGAAGCUGUAUAUUUUUCCUUUUUAGUAUAGGCUCCCUCUUUAUCAGAAAUAUAGCCAAGUGUAAUUUCGACCACUACCCACAAACACUUAAUAUUAUAUCUUUAUAGUCAAAAUUGGUAGUUUUAACCCCCCUCAAUAAAAGAAGAAAUGUACCAUAGAUUGUGAUUAUUUUGCUGAACAAGAAAACAUCUAAAGUUAAAAUUACCUCUUGACAGCGCAUGGAUACCUUCUGACAGAACAUGAUCCAGAUUUGAAGUUCGAACUACUGGUAUUUUUUGUUAGUAGUAUUAGGGGUGAGUAAAUCUGAGUGUCUGAUGAGAAUACAGGGUAUCCACAUCCCAUAACCUUUCAUUUUCCUGUUUUUCCACAACUGACUAAAGUCACAGUAUAAGUGGCUUUCUCAGCAAUUUCAUCUUUGAAACAGUUGUCAUUUCAUCAAUGCUUGCUUGGUCAUCUGUUCUCGAAGAGAGUCUAUCGAUUGUUUUCUACAUUGCAUCUCAUUGCCUCCCAGGAGAAGAAAUGAAGAACGCACAAAUUGUCACCGCAUGAUCUGAAAUAACUCC